UAGCAGCAGGCUAGCUCAGCCGUGUAAAUGCAGCCGGGGCUGAACAGCCACACAUCAACGGCUUUUACUAACAAAGAUGCUCCGUUUUUUAACUUUUUAACCACUUCCCCCUGCACCCACAGCGCUUUCCAAGCCUGUGGACACUGGUAUGGUUUCGGAGAAUGGAAACGGACGACGUGUCGGUUAGAGAGCAACUUUUCCACAACCGUGUCCGGGAGACCAUCAUCUGUGUACUCCUGUUUACAUGCCUCUACAUAGUGUCCUACCUCAUACUUACCCAUUUCAAGAAGACUGCCGAGUUUGUUACAGAGGAUAUUGAAGAUGCCACCGUCAACAAAAUUGCGCUGUGGCUGUGUACGUUCACCCUGUCCGUUGCAGUGUGUGCCGUGCUCCUCCUGCCCAUCUCCAUUCUGUCCAACGAGGUGCUGCUCACCUUCCCACACAGCUACUACAUGCAGUGGCUCAAUGGCUCUCUUAUCCACGGACUGUGGAACCUAGUUUUCCUUUUCUCCAAUUUGUCCCUGGUCUUUCUCAUGCCUUUUGCCUACUUCUUCACCGAGUCGGAGGGAUUUGCAGGAUCUAGAAAGGGGGUUAUGGCACGAGUGUAUGAAGCAGUUGUGCUGCUGUUGCUGCUGGCUCUGCUCGUGCUGGGCAUCGUGUGGGUGGCAUCAGCCCUCCUCCAUGACAACAUCGCCAGGAAGAGCCUCUACGACCUGUGGGAGUAUUACCUUCCCUAUUUGUACUCGGGCAUCUCUCUGUUUGGAGUGUUGCUGCUUUUGUUGUGCACUCCCUUUGGGUUGUCUCGAAUGUUCAGUGUCACAGGCAGCCUACUGGUCAAACCGCGGCUGUUGGAAGAUGUAGACGAUACUUUGAGCUGCACCACGUUUGAGGAAGACUCGCUCUCCAGGAAACUGAACUGUGGCAGUCCAACGUCGUGCUGGGUCAAGCUGAACAUGGAGGCGAUGAAAAAAGAUUACCAAACAGUGCAGAGCAAGCGCAUUGCCCUGGAAAUGCGUCAGAAAGCGUCCCCAUGGCAGAGAAACUUGGGCUACCCACUGGCCAUGCUUGGGCUCCUCGCACUGACGGUGAUGUGUGUACUGAUGGUCUGUUUCAAUGUCCUUGAGUUGCUCCUGGAUGAGACGGCGAUGCCCAGAGGAAUGGAGGACCCUCAUCUGGGGAUGGCCUCCUUCUCCAUGUUCGGCUUAUUGGGCGCUGCAGUUCAAGUAGUCCUUAUUCUCUAUCUGAUGGUGUCCUCAGUGGUGGGCUUCUACAGUUCUCCACUCUUCACUGGCCUCCUGCCUCGUGCACAGGACACCAACCUCACACAGAUGAUUGCAAACUGUGUUUCACUGCUUAUCCUGAGCUCGGCACUGCCGGUGUUUUCACGCACACUUGGGAUCACCCGCUUCGAUCUACUGGGAGACUUUGGUCGCUUUAACUGGCUUGGGAACUUCUACAUCGUCUUCAUGUACAACAUGAUGUUUGCUGGUUUAACCUCUGCCUCCCUGAUCAAGACCGUCACCUGGGCGGUACAGAGAGAGCUCAUCCGUGCCUUUGGUCUCCACAGACUGCCUUUAACCGUGUCACGCUCCACCGUCCCCUUCAGACUCCUCCUGGCCAGUGGACUGUCUAAAAUCCAGUGACUUUGCCUCCUUGACACUACCUUUCUGAACCUUUAGAAACUGAGCCACUUCAAAAGUGCACCUAUUGGAUUAAAGGCAUUUGCAAAUCAGGCCCUUUGCCAGUUGGUACAAUGGUCAGGUCGCCCCGUGUGAAGACAUCAGAGAGUCUGUUCCUGUGUGUAAUGACCAAUAUAUCAGGGUCCAGUUUGUGCAUUUAUUUUGCUGCAAGGACAAGUGCUGGCACAAGCGAUAAGCUGAGUCACGGUUACGACUGGAACAAGAGGAAAAGGGAUAUAAGUGGACAAUAAGAGAGCAAUCCACCCACUGACGCCUCAUGAAAAGAGGAUCCAGUAGAUGGCCGUUGUUCUGUCGACACAUGUGAAAGUCAGCAGAGCUAUUUUGAAAUAUUACAUUGUAACUGUGAUGUAAUUUCCUCUUCCUGCUCCAGGUCGACUGAGUGCUCUCUCUUUCUCUGUGGCUUCCCCACGCUUUCCCUUCUUUGGUUGUACCACUAUUUUAAGAUUGGGAAUCUUACUUCCACGUGUUUGGAGGUCCAGUCUGCAUCAGUGUUAUGUUAGUUAACGAGAGGAAGCAAACAGGACACAGAGUACCUUGUCUGUCUAUCUUUGGAUGUGCAGGUUACACAGGGAAUAUGUGAGUUUCAGUGUUUUACAAACCCAGUUUACUAUUAGAAUUAAGAGCGUUAUUUGUGGUGAUUUUAUCAUAAAAAGCAGGGUUUUACUUUUGUAGGUGACAGUAAGCUUACUGAGUCUGAGGAUUACUCAUUCUUUUACAAAAGUACACUAAAUAUAAAGCUUUACACUUUGUCUUAUGCAAGACCUUUUUAUACCAUGUGAUACUCAUUAGGAGGAACUUCUGCCUUUUGACCAAUCAAACUGUGAAUUGCUAAGAAUUUAUGUGGGGAAGUGCAAUAUUUUAUAACUAAAGGCACACUUUUUAACUUUACCAAAAGUAAUUUCUAAAUCUAAAUGUUUUCUUUUUAAUAUUCUGUGAACUGUUUUUUUUUUUCAUCUUAUUCCUCUUUGUUAGAAUAGUUUGGGAAUUUGUUCAAAAAGCGAAUGUGACCAUCAAUUCAUGCAAUCUUUUCUGGUGUCAGUUUUUAUAUUGUGAUAAUCUAAAUUCUAUAAUGUGUAUCAGCUAUAUCUCAUCAUCUUCAAUGUGUUGGUGACUCUGUCACAGUUUGCCUUUGCUGCUGUAUCAGCAGGUUUAUUAGCUGUUAGUCUGACCAGCAGGGGACAGUGUCUCUUAAACCCAACGCCAGCAUCUGUGUUGUGUUGUGUUGUGGGAGUCUCUCUCUGGUUAGUUUGAUAUGUAUUAUAUAUAUAUAUGGAGCACUCUGAGGUUUACUCAUUUCACUUUUCUGGGAAUUUUACUUUUGUAUUUUUGGGAACCCAACAUUUAUAAUGUUCUGUUUUUACCAUUAUUUAUGGGCAUUUUGGGAUCUAUAUGUCACAUGUUGACUCUUUUAACAGGUGUUAAAAAUGUUGAAUGUGUUAAGUUGAGGCAAAAAAUUCUUAAGAGUUGUUCUCAAAGAUGAAAAAAAUUGUGUUUACUUGUGAAAUGCUCUGUUUCAGGUUUUCUGAACAGAAUUUUGUCUUACGAGCAGAAAGCAAUAAAACCGUCUCAUGUUUUUAA
Molecule: messenger RNA, 3278 nt
Organism: Centropristis striata (black sea bass)
Lineage: Eukaryota; Metazoa; Chordata; Actinopteri; Perciformes; Serranidae
Gene: lmbr1l
Product: limb development membrane protein 1-like
Exons: 17
Coding region: 162-1643 (493 amino acids)
Biological process (GO): signal transduction; receptor-mediated endocytosis
Molecular function (GO): transmembrane signaling receptor activity
Source: RefSeq, a predicted model, not a curated record